Molecule: messenger RNA, 1722 nt
Organism: Cyprinodon variegatus (sheepshead minnow)
Lineage: Eukaryota; Metazoa; Chordata; Actinopteri; Cyprinodontiformes; Cyprinodontidae
Gene: nocta
Product: nocturnin-like
Exons: 4
Coding region: 331-1662 (443 amino acids)
Biological process (GO): circadian rhythm
Molecular function (GO): poly(A)-specific ribonuclease activity
Source: RefSeq, a predicted model, not a curated record
GCUGAGGUCUUACCGAGCAACGCCCCCUUUUUUCAUGAGUUUCCGCUCAACGUUACGAAACCUGGAGCGGACCGAACCACCGCAGCAGAGCGGAGGGGUGCGCAGGAAGAUCCGGCCUUAAAAUUCAGAGAACAGAGGGUCUGAUCGACAUUCGGAGGUCUCGACAGGAAGUUGUGGACCGACCCAUCAACCGGUCCCCCCUGCCUACCGGCAUCUGGGAAAAUGAUGUAACUUCCUCACCGGCUUUUCUUCUCCUCACUCCGGUUCAUCGCUGGAACUUUGACUCAAUUCUCAGCGGGAGGUUGUGAGUUCGGUUCCGGAGGGCCCAGAAUGAAUCCAGCUCGUCGUUGUUCCGUCUUAUUCAGCCACAUGUCGUCUCUGGGGGGACAGACAGCCCGGACGCCGCUUCUCCCGGUGGGCGCAGCUCCUACGGUGGCCCGCUUCGACCACACCGGCCCCGGUGGAGGGGGAGGGGGACCCGGAGGCCCGAAGGCUCCCAGCGGAGGAAGCGGAACCAGAACCGGAACCAUGGCGGCACCAGUUGGUCCAAUGAGCGGCGCCAGCAGCAGGUUCUUUGGGACAAUGGUCCAACCCGACCCAUACACCAAGGAAGACCUGGAACUGGACCUAGAACCGGACCUGGAACCGGACCAGCUGCUCAGAGAGUGUGAGGAGGCGCUGCAGAGCCGCCCGGCCCGCCCCCACAGAGAGCUGGUCCGACCCAGACCGGGCCCCCCCUGCAGCAGCAAGCACAACCCGCCCAUCCGGAUCAUGCAGUGGAACAUCCUGGCUCAAGCGCUGGGCGAGGGGAAGGACGGCUUCAUCAGGUGUCCGCUGGACGCGCUCUGCUGGCAUCAGAGGAAGUACCAGAUCCUGGAGGAGAUGCUGAGCCUGCGACCCGACGUCCUGUGUCUGCAGGAAGUGGACCACUACCACGACACCUUCCAGCCAAUCAUGGCCCGCCUCGGUUACCACGGUAGUUUCCUGCCCAAACCCUGGUCGCCGUGUCUGGAUGUGGAGGACAACAACGGGCCGGACGGGUGCGCCCUGUUCUACCGCCGCUCCCGCUUCAGCCCGCUCUCCACGGCGCGCCUCCGCCUCUCCGCCAUGAUGCUGCCCACCAACCAGGUGGCCAUCGCGCAGACGCUGCGUUGCCGGGUGACAGGCCGCCGGCUGUGCGUGGCUGUCACCCAUCUGAAGGCUCGCAGCGGCUGGGAGCGUCUGAGGAGCGCGCAGGGCGCUGACCUGCUGCAGAGCCUGCAGAGCAUCACGGCGCACGGCAGCGGCCUGGAGGGGGCGGAGCCAGGAGCCGUCCCUCUGGUGGUGUGUGGGGACUUCAACGCGGAGCCUUCGGAGGACGUUUACAGGCGCUUUAGCUCCUCCCCUUUGGGUCUGAGCUCAGCCUAUAAGCUGCUGAGCUCCGAUGGCCAAUCAGAGCCGGCCUACACCACCUGGAAGAUCCGGCCGAGCGGCGAGAGCCGCGGAACUCUGGACUACAUCUGGUACAGCCAGCAGGCGCUGAGCGUGGAGGGCCUGCUGGAGCUCCCCACCGAGGAGCAGAUCGGACCCGACCGCCUGCCCUCAUACCACUACCCCUCCGACCACCUGUCCCUGCUCUGUGACAUCAGCUUCAGGGAGGAGGAGCCUCACAGGCUCCUGUAGGACUGCUUCUGCUUCCCUCCAAGGUUCUCAUCGCUGCUGUUUGGACUUCAUGUUGGAAAU